CCUCCCCUUUGUGCGUCUGGCAGCAUCACCCACUGCCUGCAAUGGCGUUGGAGCGGCUCUAGUCUGUCCAAGCGUUUCUCGUGGCGAUUCCGUCCCGGACUAUUUGACGAGCGUGGGGGGAUGAGAUGUGUUAUUGUCGAGAGGUUCUGCAACGACUACAUCCAUUUUUUAUUUUUAUUUUUUCCAGGGGAUUGUGUGUUUUUACAGUGUCUAUAAAAACCACGCGUCAAACGAAGCCAUGAAUGUGCUGAUGGGUCUGAAGGAACUCUAACAUCAGCUGGAUCAGAUCAGGCAGCGCAGCAGUAGGUCGAGCAGACUCCCGACUGCCACGUUCUAAUGAGGCCACGGACAUGCUGACAUCCCCUCUGAAUCCAAAGAGAUCAUCAUGCUGAAGACGGAGGCCUCGGGGGAGAGGACCAGCCUCCGGAGUGCCUCCCCCCACCGGAAUGCCUACCGGGCUGAGUUUCAGGCGCUUAAGCGGGCCUUUGACCAGCCUCGGAUCGACGGAGAUGCCAAGCCCAAAGACCUGGAACGGGUCAAGCAACCAAGGGGCCGCCAGUAUGGCACCCACGUCAGCCGCAUUAAGGACAUGUUCAUGCAGAUGGGCUCUGAGAAUCCAGCAACUAAGAACAGGGGUCGUGAUGAUGCUUCUCCACAGAAGAUGGUCAAGCCCACUAACUUCAUCAACAAGGCUGAUGGAUCGGUCAUAAAACUCCAGCACUCCUCAUCGGCUGAAAGGGUUGGAAACGCUGGAGCAAAGUUCUCUGAAACCAGGAAGUUAUUCGAACAGCAGUCACGUGACCAGUCUCAGUCACCGGUCUUUCCCUAUGGACGUGAUAAAAGGGGCUCCCAUGAGCACCUCGAUGAUUGGCGGGGUGCAAGGUCCAAUCGAGGUAGUACUGACUCCUUGGACUCGCUUUGCUCCAGAACGGAGGCUUCCUCGCCAACAGUUAGUCAACUCAGUGCAGUAUUUGAAAACGCUGACCACCAGAACCAAGGUGUGCCCUACAAAGGAGUCAGCAGACGCGCCUUGUACUCGCCGGAUGGAUUCCAACGCCACGGAGGUGAUCUCAGUGAGGACGAUUCUCGACACUCUCCUGUUCGCGGGGGCUACCGGAGCAGGACAUCGGGAAAGUUCCCCGCAUCCUCAUCCUCAGAGGACCUCCUGAGCCCCAGUCCUGGUGCUGACACCUCGGAGGUAAAACCAGCUCCACCAGAGGUCCAAGCCAAAGACAAACCAGACAAUGUUGGCGAGACUCUAAGCCGAAAUAAACAACAUCUUUCUGGGGCCGCCACCAAUGGAGGCCAGGUCAACGGUUCCUGUGAAGAGGAGGAGAAAAAACAUAUUGAGGAUCUAGGAGUGUCCAAAGUUUCAAAACCCACAGAUGAUGCUGUGAUUACCGACAAAGAUUCUGAAGUUGCCACCCCUGAGCCUCUGCCAACUCCGAGCACACCAGCAGGGGAAACCCAGCAGGACAGGGAUGUAUCAAAAGAAGACAAACCCUCUAAAUUUCCUAAAGAAUCGGUGGAAGAACCAGAUGAGGAAUACACUGGGAAUGAGCGUGUGAUUUUUAAUGCAGACGGGGACGCCUGUUAUCAGGGUUGGGGUGAAAGCUGCACAGAUCCCGAGGAUGACCUCUACGGCGAUGACGACGAGGAUAUUGUCUAUGACCCGGGCUCUGAUCUGACAGAGAUUCCCGGUCUCCCAGAAGAAAGUAAAGAGGACAUCCCACCAAAGAGGAAGAUUUGCUUCAGCACUGCUCCAAUUACGGUCUUCAACACCUACUCCAAUGAGGACUAUGAUCGACGUAAUGAAGAGGUGGAUCCUGUGGCCUCCUCCGCAGAGUAUGAGCUGGAGAAGAGGGUGGAGAAGCUGGAGCUCUUCCCUGUGGAGCUGGAGAAAGACGAGGACGGCCUGGGCAUCAGUAUCAUCGGGAUGGGAGUCGGUGCUGAUGCUGGGUUGGAGAAACUGGGCAUCUUUGUCAAAACUGUUAUUGAGGGUGGAGCCGCAGAGAGAGACAGCAGGAUAAAGGUGAACGAUCAGAUCGUGGAAGUGGAUGGGACGAGUCUGGUGGGUGUCACCCAGAGCUUUGCAGCGUCCGUCCUCAGAAACACAUCAGGAGUUGUACGGUUUGUGAUUGGCCGAGAGCGCCCGGGUCAGCAGAGCGAGGUGGCCACGCUUAUCCAGCAGACCUUAGAGCAGGAGAGGAGGCAGAGGGAGCUGUUGGAGCAGCAGUACGCCCACUACGACGCUGAUGAUGAUGAGCAGACAGGAGAGUACGCCACAGAUGAUGAGGAGACCGGGACAGCGGUUGCAGGCGGGGAGAAGAGCAUUGAGGUGUUUGACCUGCCGGAGACAGAGGACAUCAUGUCCCCAUCGGAUUUGGACGCCACCAAACUCUACCAGAAGUUCAGAGAGCUCCAGAUCAAACACACGGUGACCGAGGCCGAGAUCCAGAAGCUUAAAAAUAAGUUAGCGUCGGUGGAGAGGGAAAAGCAGCGCUGGGAGAAGGAGAAGAGCCAGCUGAAGGCCAGCAUCGAGGAGAACAAGGAGAGGAUGUUGAAGCUGGAGAGCUACUGGAUUGAAGCGCAGACCCUCUGCCACACCGUCAACGAACACCUGAAGGAGGCCCAGGCCCAGUACCAGGCCCUGGAGAAGAAGUACAACAAAGCCAAGAAACUCAUCAAAGACUUCCAGCAGAAAGAGGUGGAGUUUAUCCAGAAGGAGGAUGCAGAGAGGAGGCGGCUCGAGGAGGCAGAGAAAGCUCACCUGGCUGAGAUCCAAGGACUGCAAGUCAGGAUUGCAGCAUUAGAGUCCGAGCUAAUGCAGCUGAUGAAGCAGAACGGCAUCCAGGUCAACAACAACAACAGCAACAGCGCCGAGAGGCUGAGCGCUCAGCAGCACAGCCCGAGCAGAGCUGCAGCACAAGCCAGAGAAAUGAGGGAGGGCUCUCCUCAUUCUCCGAGCAAAAAAAAGGGCUUCAGAGGAGUCGGCCGAGACAGCAUCAGCUCCACGGAGGGAGAGGUGUCAGAGGGUCAUGGGAGUCCAUCCCAUAGUCGCAGCGGCUCACUGCGCAGUGUGACGUCCUGUGAUGGAGCGACGGUGAUCUUCAGGACCCCAGGCAGUGCGGAGGGGUCCCCAAGACGAACGCUACACCAAACCACUAACACAGGAGCCCAGCAGGACGGUUCUCAGUCUCCUGCAGCGUCUAGCCCCUCUCACAGACAAGCUCUGGAUCCUGGGAAAACUAAAGUGAAGGACAAAGAUCCCAGAGCUUCGCCUGGAAACAGCUCCACAGAUCCAUCAGCAGAAGACAGUCCAGAGAAACUCAAGGCCAAGGGACCCACACUGAACGACGACCUGAGUGCCAGCAGCAGCAGCUCAGUGGAGAUCAGCGGGCUGUUGAGCGAAGCUAAAAUGUCGGGCCGUUCACACACCCUGGCACUCUCUUCAGAUGAGAGUCUGGAUAUGAUAGAUGAUGAGAUACUAGAUGAAGGACAGCUCCCGAAGCAGUACCAGUGGCAGAAUCGCAGCAUUACAGAGUGGACAUCCCAGCAAGUGGCCCGCUGGCUCAUGGGCCUCAACUUAGAACAGCAUAUCCCAGAAUUCACUGCCAAAAACAUAGAUGGAGAACAGCUGCUGCAGCUGGACAGCACUGAACUGAAGGCCCUUGGAGUCACUUCUACCCAGGACCGUGCCCUGAUCAAGAAAAAGAUCAAAGACCUCAAAGUCCUGAUGGAGAAAGCAAAGAGGAACCGCGAGAAAGUAGAGAAGCAGCGAGAGAAGCUACGAAAACGAGAGCUGGAGCAACAGCAGAAGGAGGCGCGCAACGAAAGCACGGAAGAGUGAAGGAAACAUUAGACCACCUCCUGCUUUUACCGUAGCACCACACUAAGUAGCAUCUCCAGAAACAGAACCUCAGUAGGCCCCGUGAAUGAACCCUGAGGGACGCCUAGUCUGUAGAUCAGUAGUAAUCAGUGGCAGAACUCCACAGCCAACUGUGGGAGAUGGUCGAGCGACGUUUUCACCAAGCAUAUUAAACCAAAACGAGCAGUUGGAUAAUAGGAUGCCUCCUCCUCCUCUUCCUCAUCCUCAUCCUCAUUUGCCUCAUUUUACACUUAUCCCGUGUUUUUAGCCAUGUAAGAAUUGACUUAGUUUCUAUUUAUUUUGCUGUUUAUUGCUGUAAAUCGGGUUUAUUUAUUUGCAUUCAGAUUAAGUCUGUGAAAAGUCCAUCUCACCUUCAUCUGGUCUGAUGUUCAGAGUCUUCAGUGCACCUUUAGACGUCCAUGUACAGCAAUGAAUACAGACGCAAAAACGUCUCACGUGCCAUUUUGAUAGACUUAUAUAUAUAUAUAUAUAUAUAUAUCCUGUUCAAACACACGUCGGAGAUCAGUGGGAUUUGUGUUGCUGCUGGUCACGAGUGUGCGAUGAAAUACAGGAGGCAGUGCUCAUGUCCCACCCACCACAGGGGGUCCCCACACUGCUUACUUUCACUACUGAAGAGGGCAACACUGGAACUCUGCAAUCGCAAGUGGAAACUGGUUUUACUGGGGGGGAUAAAUGUCCCAGUAGAGAACACUGGAAAUGCAAAUACUGUAAAUGUAACCUCUGACACGGGCUUGGCUAGUGGCCCUUACAUACGGCAAAACUGUCUAUGUAUGUACGAAAAACAGCUGUUAGCAUAGAAUUACAGACAACAAGGACACACUGUACUCAUUGGACCGGUUCUAAUGGAGACUUCAGGUACACUGUAAUCAGAACAAUUUGUAACUUACCAGACCUGUACCACAAAAAAGACUCCAAAAACAAAACUUCCUGCUUAUAUGCAUAAUGUUGCUUUGACUCCGCUUGUAACCUGCUUUUGACCUCUUUUUAUAUCCUCUCAAUAACAAAGUAAUACCCCGCCGCUGCCUUUAGAAAUUCUAGACUAGUAGAAUUUUUUUCUGAUCUCUACCCGCUUGUGUGUGUGGAAAACACAAAACUAUAGACUAAACUUAAGUCAUCGGUUUCUAUUUAUUUAUUUUCUCUCAGAGGAAUCACCAGUUAAAGUUCACCACGCUAAUUACUCUUGAAUAUUCUAAAUAAUAUAUAAGCAAAGCUGCCAUAUAAUGGGUCGAUCUUCUGCGAUCAGGUGGAGCGAAGGACGACGCGGUGAAAAAAACGUGACGCUGAUAACUGAUGACGUUUCACUGGAAAUUGCACCUUGAUGCGUUCUAGAUUUUUUUAAUGAUUCAAUAAGAGUCGGAACAUUUUGAUUCAUUUGUUUGUUU
Messenger RNA from Sphaeramia orbicularis (orbiculate cardinalfish), 5271 nucleotides. It is a transcript of the gene ppp1r9a, whose product is annotated as protein phosphatase 1, regulatory subunit 9A. Gene Ontology annotation, molecular function: actin filament binding. Gene Ontology annotation, cellular component: postsynaptic density; cytoplasm; actin cytoskeleton. The record is from RefSeq and is a predicted model, not a curated record. Gene Ontology annotation, biological process: neuron projection development; calcium-mediated signaling; actin filament organization. The transcript has 20 exons. Bases 386 to 3850 code for a protein of 1154 amino acids. NCBI's taxonomy places the organism in Eukaryota, Metazoa, Chordata, Actinopteri, Kurtiformes, Apogonidae.